This is a messenger RNA of Acanthochromis polyacanthus (spiny chromis), 1247 nucleotides long. It is a transcript of the gene selenop, whose product is annotated as selenoprotein P. Gene Ontology annotation, cellular component: extracellular region. Lineage: Eukaryota; Metazoa; Chordata; Actinopteri; Pomacentridae. Gene Ontology annotation, molecular function: selenium binding. The record is from RefSeq and is a predicted model, not a curated record. Gene Ontology annotation, biological process: selenium compound metabolic process.
GGAGGCACCACAGCGAUGUGGGCUGGCCUCAGUCUGCUCCUCACUCUCUGCCUGCUCCACGGCGGGGCAGAGAGUGAGGGGGGUGGGCCUCGCUGUCUGUUGCCUCCAGCCUGGAAGAUAGGGGAUGUGGAGCCCAUGAAGGGGGCAAUGGGCCGGGUGACAGUGGUGGCUCUUCUACAGGCCAGCUGACUGUUCUGCUUGGUGCAGGCUUCCAGAAUGGAUGGCCUGCACCAGCAGCUGGAGAGUGAGGGUCUGAAGAAUGUGACUUACAUGGUUGUUAACCACCAGGGGGUGCAAGCACAGCGCCUGCACACCAUGAUGGCACAAAGACUCUCAGAGAACAUCACGCUCUAUAAACAGGAUGAGCAGCAGCCGGAUGUUUGGCAGACACUUAGGGGAGACAAAGAUGACUUCCUCAUUUAUGACAGGUGUGGUCGUCUCACCCAUCACAUCUCGCUUCCAUACUCCAUCAUUGGACAGGGCCAUAUUGAGGGUGCAAUCAGAGAUGCAUACUGCCAACGCACAUGUGGAGAGUGUGCGUAUGAGAGUGCUGAGAUCCCAGAGGAGUGCAAACAGAAAUCAGAUGCACAGCCUGGUACUUCAGCUGUAGACGACACUGGGCACGGUCACGGUCAUGAUCAUGGCCAUGGUCACCAUCAUGGACAUCACCAUGGUCAUGGCCAUCAUCACCAUGGGGCUGAUCAAGGUUUCCACCCCCGUGGCUUUGGCCAUGGACAUGAUCACAACCAUGGCCAACACCAGGGACACCAUGAUGCUGGCCAUGGUUCUGACAAUGUACAAACUCAAAGUCAGCACAAUAUUGGGGCACAGGGGCAUCAGCAAGAUAGUAGGAUGUCUCAAAUGCAGCAUCAUUUUGAUUUAGCCCAGAUACCACACGUGGUACACAUGCAGCAAAUGCCGCAUGAUGCCCACGGGGCCCCUGCCAGGCCUUGAACACCAGAGAAGGUGAGGUGAAAGUCAAAGCACAGCUGACAGUGGACAGCAGGCUCUGACAAUGAAGCCUCUCCCAAAGCCAGCUGAUGCUGACACUGACGCAGGCUGUUUGGCGAUGCAGGGAGUGAGCCGGUUGGUCUCUGACACUGUGAUGAGGCGCUGCCCGCCUCCUGACAGUGACACGGACUGAUAGGCGAUGCAGUCAAUAAUGUUAGGGAGACCUGACAAUGACGCUUGCCUCCUGCUGCCUGACAGCAGCCGCAGCCAACCCAAUGAGCCUGACCUCCAGGUGU